This is a messenger RNA of Sarcophilus harrisii (Tasmanian devil), 2141 nucleotides long. RefSeq names its product transmembrane protein 25 (gene TMEM25). The transcript has 9 exons. The coding region runs from base 155 to 1252 and encodes 365 amino acids. Gene Ontology annotation, biological process: negative regulation of excitatory postsynaptic potential. The record is from RefSeq and is a predicted model, not a curated record. Lineage: Eukaryota; Metazoa; Chordata; Mammalia; Dasyuromorphia; Dasyuridae.
AUCUGGCUCCAGAUGCCUUCCUUGCCUGCUCCUUGGAACAAGUCCCAAAGCUGAAACCUUCCCCUCCUUGCCCCUACCAUGUAGAGGAGGCAGGAAGCCAAAGGCCCCUCCCCUCUGCCCCUAGGAGCCAAAGGGGUUCUCACCGGGACUGAUCAUGAUGCUUUCGGGGAUCCUCCCUGCGCUCCCUCCCACGCUGCUGCUGGUCCAGGCCCUGCUGAGCCCAGGCCAGGGGGAGCUGGCCCCACAGAUCGAUGGGCAGACGUGGGCGGAGCGGGCCCUGAGGGAGAAUGAGCACUGCGCCUUCACCUGCCAGGUGGAAGGCGGGCACGACCCCCCGAGGCUGGCCUGGUACCUGGAUGGACAAUUGCAGGAAGCCAACACUUCCAGGCUGCUAAGUGUGGGGGGGGAGGCCUUCACAGGCAGCACGAGCACUUUCACAAUCACUGCGCAGAGGGCCCAGCAUGAGUUGAACUGCUCCUUGCAGGACCCAGACACCAGGAGGGUGACCAAUGCCUCCGUCAUUCUUAACGUGCAGUUCAAGCCGGAGAUUGCCCAGGUUGGGGCCAAGUACCAGGAAGCCCAGGGCCCCGGGCUCCUGGUUGUGCUGUUUGCCCUGGUGCGGGCCAACCCCCCUGCCAAUGUCACAUGGAUUGACCAGGAUGGCCCCGUGACUGUCAACACUUCUGACUUCCUGGUUCUGGAUGCUCAGAGCUACCCCUGGCUCACCAACCACACGGUGCAGCUCCAGCUCCACAGUCGGGCCCAAAACCUCUCUGUGGUGGCCACCAAUGGGCUGGGGGUCACGAGCUCUUCUCUCCCAGCCCCGGGGCUCCUGGCCGCUCGGGUGGAAGUGCCGAUGCUGGGCCUUGUGGCGGCCGGAGCCCUGGCGCUGGGCACCCUGGUGGGCUUCGGCACCCUGGUGGCCUGUCUGGUUUGCAGAAAGGACAAAAAGACUACAGGCACUUCUCGGAGACCGUCUCUCCUUUCCAGUGACUCCAACAACCUGAAACUCAACAAUGUGCGACUGCCCCGGGAAAACAUGUCUCUGCCCUCCAACCUGCAACUCAACGAUCUCACCCCCAACUCCAGAGCCAAAGCUGCUGAUGGACAGAUACCACAGAACCCCAGGAGGCCUGACAUCCUGGAUCCUGAGAACGGUGUCCUUUUCACCAGCCAAGGUUUUGUGCAUCUUCCAAUGCUGGGCUACAUCUAUCGGGCCUCCAGUAUGAGCAGCGAUGAGAUCUGGCUGUGAGCGGGAGGGAAAUCCCUUUGUCCUUCCCAGCACCCUUUGCUGCCCUCCUGAGCCCCCUUCCCCGCCUGGCUGGGGAGGUCAUUUUUGUUGUCCGUGGGAGUUUGACUGGGAUCACCGAAAACCUCCAACUAGGCUCAGACUCUCUUAGGCCUGGGGCUGGAGACCUGGUCGUUUCCUUUUAACUCAGGUCUGUCCCCAGGCUUGGGUAACGACGCAGGGAAUGCCCAAGCUGAAUGCAGCUGUGCUUCCAGAGCCCGUAGCUGCCCGGAGAGGACAUCUUGAAACCAUACCCUUGCGCUUCCUUAGCACUUUAUACAAUGGACAGGGAGCAUGCUGAAUGCUGACCCGGUGGGGAGAGAGAAGGCUGCAUGACCUGAGCAGUGCCCUCCGCUCCUCUUCUAACUCUCCCUGCCUCAGGCCUUCCAGGAAGAGUCCCAACCAUCCCUUCUGGAGGGCACGUUAUUGGGCUAAGCCAAGCACAACCUUCUCUCUGAGCCUGCCUCGAACUCCUCCUGGAUAGAGCCGGCUUUCCUUACCUCCCUGAAGAGCCCGUUUGGGGCAUCAGCAAAAGUUAGGGAGAAAAGGAGGGAGGGAAACCUAGUAAUGCCCCCUGGGGGGCACACAGACACGCACCUGUCCUUGCAACGAUUUCAACACUUUAAGAGUUCCCACAGAGAAGGGCGCAGCUAAGAGCCCACAGGGCUUCUGCUUUGUCUCAGAUGUUUCCCCUGCAUUUGAGGCAUUCUAAAAAUUCACUGUGAGUGCCCUGGGUCCAAUAGGCCUAGGGUUUCCCUGGUCAAAACUGUGUUCUGCCUCCUCUUAUUCUUCUGUUCUACUUACCCACCUCCCGCAGCCCUCCUUUGGCAGCAAUAAACCAGGCUAGCCUUGU